Messenger RNA from Lasiosphaeria miniovina, 2215 nucleotides. RefSeq lists its product as uncharacterized. The transcript has 2 exons. The record is from RefSeq and is a predicted model, not a curated record. Gene Ontology annotation, biological process: protein import into nucleus; ribosomal large subunit biogenesis. NCBI's taxonomy places the organism in Eukaryota, Fungi, Ascomycota, Sordariomycetes, Sordariales, Lasiosphaeriaceae. Bases 137 to 2215 code for a protein of 692 amino acids.
CGCUGGUCAACCAAGUGCGUGUCGAUUGAUGCCAGAAUUUUUAUUUUCAUCGGUAUAUAGACCCAAGAAACAAUACGGAAACACGACUCAGUACCAGUGCCAUUAUUCAUUUGGAUAACCAAAGAGAAGCAAAAAAAUGGGAAAAUCCAAUCGGAAUAACAAGGCGAGGGCACUUCGCUCUGACCCCAUCGCCAAGCCCGUCAAGCCGCUAUCCGAUCCUGAGCUCGCGGCACUUCGCGAAGCCCGGAUUCUCCCCGUCAUCAAGGAUCUCAAGAGUCCCGAAGCCAAGUCACGCACGGCUGCGGCGAGAGCUAUUGCCAACAUAGUCCACGAUACAAAAUGCCGAAAGCUGCUCCUUCGCGAACAAGUCGUGCACGUUGUCCUCACCGAGACUCUCACUGACGCCAGCCCCGACAGCAGAGCAGCCGGCUGGGAGAUUCUCAAGGUCCUCGUGCAAGAGGAGGAGGCCGACUUCUGUGUUCAUUUGUACAGACUCGACAUUCUGACUGCCAUCGAGCAUGCCGCAAAAUCGAUCAUCAAGACCCUCACUGCAACUGAACAGCCCUUUGGAAAGCUGCUCAAGGCCCAGCAGCGCCUCGUCUGGGAGAUUACCAGCUCCUUGAUCGCCCUUCUCACCCCCAUUGCGCUGGCCCGGGAUGAGAUUCUCGACGCCGUCGUCGCAAAUCCGACGAUUCUGCGGUUCCUCUUCCGCCUAGUUGCCUCAGACCUAGUGCCACAGGAAAUCUUCGAGGAGACCCUCUCCUGUCUAAUGGUCUUGUCCGAAGACAACCUGCCGCUCGGACAGGCCCUCACCGAUGACCAAGAGACGCGGUGCUACGACGAGCUCCUAAAAUUCAAGACGGGCGGUGGUGUGAGAGCAGUGCUGGCCUGCGGCGUGCUCCAUAACGUCUUCUCGUCACUACAGUGGCUCGAUCACAGUCCGGGCAAGGAUGGCGCCUACGAUGCGAUCCUAGUCCCGAGCCUGUCCCAGGAGCUGGAGCAGGUGUCCUCCAGCAACGGCAGCCUCAAAACCAGCAACCCCGAGAUUGCGCAAGUAGCUUUGGAGAUCCUGGCAUCCAUCGGCACAGACCUGCAGAACACGCUCGAGAAGGGUAACCGUCCCCAACCUGGCGCAGCCGGCAAGUCAAAAGAUGAGGAAUGGAACGGAAUAGGUGAUGAGGCUGCGGACAUUGACGUGGACGCGGUGGCCGAGGCGGACGAUGAUGAUGCGAUGGAUGUCGAUGGGGGCCACGAGAAGGACGACUCAGACCAAGAUGACAAGGAUGAGGCUGGUUCGGAUGACGACGACGACGACGACGACCUUGACGAGGAUAUGGACCUAGUCACGGGCGGCGAUGACUCUGUUCCAGACGCCGCCGGCCUCGACGACCUGCCCACGUUGCGAGAGCUGAUACAGAAGGCUCUCCCGCAACUCAUCCGGCUCUCGAGUGCUUCCGCAGAUAGCGACGAGACUGUAGCCAUCCAAAUCCAGGCCUUGUCGGCCUUGAACAACAUCGCAUGGACCAUAUCCAUGAUCGACUUCGCCGAGGGGGAGAACGCCCACGUCUUUGACGUCUGGGCCCCGGCAGCGAAGAAGAUUUGGCAAAAGACCAUCACCCCGAUCCUCGACUCGGACAACGCAGACAUAACGUUGGCCACGCUAGUGACGAGCCUUGCAUGGGCCAUCGCGCGGAGUCUGUCUGGGGACACUCCUUCUGACGGGACCCAGCACCGCAAGUUCAUGGCACUCUACCAGGCGUCCAAGGGGCUCGAGCACCACGACGAGGGCGGGGAUGAGGGUCACUGCGGGUGCGACUGCGGAGACGACGAUCCGCUUCAGAGCCUAGGCGUCAAGUGCAUCGGCGUGUUGGGCUGUCUUGCUCGCGCUCCCGCUUCCAUCGACGUCAACCGCGAGAUUGGCGUCGCCUUCAUGUCACGCCUAGCCAACACCAACGACGUGGCGCCGCCCGCCGAAAUCAUCGAGAUGUUGAACCAGCUAUUUGACAUGUACGCCGACGAGGAGCAGGCGUACGAUAAGGAGGUGUUUUGGAAGGACAACUUCCUGCAGCAUCUGCAAGAAUUGCUGCCGAGGCUCAAGAUCAUCGCUAAAGGUGUUGACAAGAGGGCCUUUGAGGAGCUGAGGACAAAGGCGGACGAGGCUGUGCUGAACCUGGCGAGGUUUAUACAGUACAAGAAGAAGCAUGCACCACGGUGA